Messenger RNA from Aspergillus fumigatus Af293, 516 nucleotides. RefSeq lists its product as uncharacterized. The record is from RefSeq and is a predicted model, not a curated record. Lineage: Eukaryota; Fungi; Ascomycota; Eurotiomycetes; Eurotiales; Aspergillaceae.
AUGCCCGGUGUCCCUCCUGAUGCUCUUCAGCAAUUGAAGAAGGGUUUAAAAGCCAUUUUCUCCCGCAAAAAGAAGAAGGCUCAGAACAAUCAAAAUGAGCCUGCCCCGGCUGCGGACAAGCCUGUAGAACAGGCAGCAACCGCCCCCGCCGCUGGCGCUGGCGCUGCUGCUGCGGCGGCCGCUGUACCUGCCACAGAAGCUAAGCCAGCAGAACCAGCACCUGCUACCGAACCUAAGCCUGAACAAACAGCCGUAGCAGAUAAGUCAGCAGAGGCGGCAACACAAUCCACUGAGACGCAGCCUGGGUCCUCCACUACAACAGCUCCCGAAGCGAAGACAGAGGCUCCUGCUCCCGAGCCCACGGCUGCUGCUCCCGCUGUUCCGGAGACAACUACUUCCGCGACUGCCCCCGCGGAAACUGCCCCUGCUGCUCCAGCCCCGGCUGCUGAGCCGACACCUGCUCAACCAACUGCUGAAAAGCCCGCUGAGACCGCGGAGCCGCCUAAGAGUGGGUAA